Messenger RNA from Dinoponera quadriceps, 934 nucleotides. RefSeq names its product allatostatin A (gene Apime-ASTA). The transcript is spliced from 3 exons. Lineage: Eukaryota; Metazoa; Arthropoda; Insecta; Hymenoptera; Formicidae. Bases 313 to 885 code for a protein of 190 amino acids. The record is from RefSeq and is a predicted model, not a curated record.
UACCCGGUCGACGUCGGUGACCCACGGAGGAGCCGUCCUCGCAGUCACGUGAGAACGCACGCACGGACGUACGGUCCGAGGGAAGAAACGAGGAACGCUGUCUCUCCGCGCACACGGGAAGAAAUCUCACCCCUCUCCCCCGGGAAACGAGGAGAGAAACAAAAAGGGAAGGAAGACACGUGGACACACACGGGAGGAGCGACGCCCGUUUCCGCCGCAGUUUAGUCCCGAGGUCUCUCUCUCUCUCUCGCACCUGCCUGCCUCACAGGAUCGUGUUGACAGUUCCUCAGCAACAGUUCCGGUGGCCGCAUCAUGAGAGCAACGUCGAGUACGAUCGCCACGAGGCUCAUUAUGCUCUGCCUGUUGAGCGUCGUGCUCGGCGAAUUGACGGCGGCGAUGGAGGAGGUGCCGUCUUCGUCGCUGCACAUUUCGAGAUUAAAUCCGCUGUUGAACAAUAUGGAGUACGAGCAGCCCUCGGAGAAGAGGUCGUACGCUUACGUGUCCGAGUACAAGAGGCUACCGCUGUACAACUUCGGCAUUGGGAAGCGAUGGGUCGACAGUAACGAGGACAAAAGAACGCGGCCAUUCUCCUUCGGCAUCGGCAAGCGUCUGCGAGACUACAGGUUCGGCUUGGGCAAGCGCACCAACCAUCCCCUGGGCCUGGAUUACUUCCCGGCCGACAACCUGGAGGCUUAUCACUCGCACGAGGACAACGCGGACGACUUCAUGGAGGAGAAGCGCGGUAACCAGCCGUUCAACUUCGGCAUCGGGAAACGCGGCUGGAAGUUGGCCGAGGUGGCCGCGAGGAGACCGAACGUCGACGUAGCUGGCCCGAGAUACCUGCUGAGCAAAGAAUUGAGCGAGGACGAGGAGCUGGCUCAGUAGAGCCUCCCCGUCGAGGAGCACGGACUGUCUUCCCCCCCCCCCCCCCCCC